AUGUCCUACACCACUGCUGCACGCACCAUCACCAUCACCACCAGCAUCAGCACUAUGCGUAUCCUGCGCUUAAGCGUCCCGCGCGGAAUGGCGUGCGAGAAACGGGCGUGCUAUGUGCUUUCUCGUCCGUCUCGGCUUCCAUCUCGAUUUCUCUCUCCAUCGCGCUUUCAAAUACAACACUACAAUGCGAGACCGAUGCAUGCACACUAUUUAUCUACCGCGGAACUGGGGAAGCGGGAUUUGCAUGGCGAGGGAAAUGGAAGUGGUGGGAUAGCUGGAAAUGGCGGGAUAGCUGGACAUGGAGAGGGAGAGGAAAAAAGCAGGUAUUGGGACCGUGAGCUUCUCAUGCUUACUUUUUCGCCCGUGGAUCCGGGUAGCACGGUGCUGGUUGAAUUGCCUCGUGGUGAGGGGGAGACGGGGGCGGUUGAGUCUGAGUGCAAGUCUGAGGCUGAGGCUGGUGCGGAUGAGGAUGAAGAUGAGAAUGAGAAUGAGGAUGUAAAAGGGAAGGAGAAAGUGACGGUGGAAGACUCAGAUUGGGUGUUUCCACAGUGGAGGCGUGGAGCGCGCAUGUGGUUUUCAUAUAUGGUUUUUUAA
Exserohilum turcica Et28A is the source of this 594-nucleotide messenger RNA. RefSeq lists its product as uncharacterized. Lineage: Eukaryota; Fungi; Ascomycota; Dothideomycetes; Pleosporales; Pleosporaceae. The record is from RefSeq and is a predicted model, not a curated record. The transcript has a single exon. Bases 1 to 594 code for a protein of 197 amino acids.